Messenger RNA from Echinops telfairi (small Madagascar hedgehog), 2618 nucleotides. RefSeq names its product TIMP metallopeptidase inhibitor 2 (gene TIMP2). Bases 21 to 554 code for a protein of 177 amino acids. The transcript is spliced from 5 exons. Gene Ontology annotation, biological process: negative regulation of endopeptidase activity; negative regulation of membrane protein ectodomain proteolysis. Gene Ontology annotation, molecular function: metalloendopeptidase inhibitor activity; protease binding. Lineage: Eukaryota; Metazoa; Chordata; Mammalia; Afrosoricida; Tenrecidae. Gene Ontology annotation, cellular component: extracellular matrix. The record is from RefSeq and is a predicted model, not a curated record.
CUGGAGCAGUCGACGACCACAUGAUCCGGGCCAAAGCGGUCAGCGAGAAGGAGGUGGACUCCGGCAAUGACAUCUACGGCAAUCCCAUCAAAAGGAUCCAGUAUGAAAUCAAGCAGAUAAAGAUGUUUAAGGGGCCUGAGAAGGAUAUCGAGGUCAUCUUCACAGCCCCCUCCUCGGCCGUGUGUGGGGUCUCGCUGGAUGUUGGAGGCAAGAAGGAGUACCUCAUUGCAGGCAAGGCAGAAGGGGAUGGCAAGAUGCAUAUCACCCUGUGUGACUUCAUCGUGCCCUGGGACACUCUGAGCACCACCCAGAAGAAGAGCCUGAACCACAGGUACCAGAUGGGCUGCGAGUGCAAGAUCUCGCGCUGCCCUAUGAUCCCAUGCUACGUGUCCUCGCCGGACGAGUGCCUGUGGAUGGACUGGGUGUCGGAGAAGAGCAUCAACGGCCACCAGGCCAGGUUCUUCGCCUGCAUCAAGCGGAGCGACGGUUCCUGUGCUUGGUACCGCGGCAGCGCGCCCCCCAAGCAGGAGUUUCUGGACAUCGAGGACCCGUAGGCGGCGCCCCGCCUGGGCCAAGGAGGAGCCCCCAGGGCCUCAGACUGGCCUGCGUCCACACCUUCCUGGGAGCAGCAGGACAAGGCGGGGGCCGCGGCACCCUUUCCCUUUUCCGCCCCCGGCUGUGUGUCUGCACGGGGAGGGGCCGGGGUCUCACUCCACACCAAGCCCCUUCCCUAAGCGUCUCCAUCCUCUGACCUCCCCCUCCUCCGCCGCCUUGGCACCGGGUCGGCGCUGACCGGGCCCGCACCGGGGGGCCUCCCUGGCCUGGAAACAGGCAUUUUGCAGAAAUUUUUGAGGGUCGUCAUGAGACUGUGUAGCAGGUCUACCAGGUCCCUUUCGUCUUGAGAGGGGCAUGUCCCUCGUUUCCUGCAGCUUCCUUGCCCCGCCCGUUUUGUGUACCCAGAGCAGCAGUUCCCACCCCUCGCCAGUGCCCGCUCUUCAACACCCCAAAUCCAGGAGAUGGACCUCCUCUAAAGAACCCCAAUCCUAUCAAGGACAUGAUUUCACCUGGAGCAAUGAUGAGGAGACUGCGGCUGUGGGGACCCUUCCCCUCCCCCCACGUACACAUAUACACACCCAUACACAGACUCCCUGGGGGGAACCUGCCUGAGUUUGCUCCCAGGGCAGGGUCGUAAAGGGACCCUUGGGGGACCAUAGAAUUCAAUUCUGGGCCUCUGGGCCUACUUUCCUCUUCCCACACCUGCAGAGCCAGGCCCCCACCAGAGCAGCAGAGCUUGGCUCAGCCUGGUUUGUGUACCGGGCACCCCGUUUGCACAUUCUGAGGACGUGAACACCCCAGUCCUGCUGGGCCCCCGACAGCCCAGGAGGGCGCCGGACCCAGCACAUGGCCUAGGCUCAGCAUUAUCUUCAUCUGGGGCGGCCCCUCGCUCGCUGCCCACCCCAAAUUAGCUAAGGGCAUUAUGCAGCCCCCGCCCCCAGGAAAAGGUUUGGGUGGAAGGUGGCUGUUCUCACUGGACAGCCACCCCCCCAUCCCCCCUCCAUGGCCUGCUUUCAGAAACAGCCCCCCUGUAGACGAGGGGCCCUCAGGUGGGGUCCAGUUGCUUCUACUUCCUAUAAGACAAGGACUGCCCCAGGAGAAAGAGGGCUCCACCUGUUCCCAGAAAGACAACCCCAUGGCAACGGGCCGAGGCAGAAGUGCCCAGCCCUGGCCAGCGUGGGAAGGAUGUGAGAUCCCUGAAGACGCAUGCGUAGGAUAUAAACGCACGCGCAUGCACACAUAACACAGGCAGGCGGCCUGUGAGUAGGCCUGCUCCUAAGCAUGCUCCGUCCUGCAGCGACCUUCAAGGCCCUUCCGAGACCCCCUACUGCCGCUCUCUGCUCCAGGGCCUGCUUUGGACCAGUGUCUUCCUUCCUCGGGGACACACGGGGGACUGUCCACACACCAGCCCUUGCUCCCCAGAGCAUUUCUGCGCUGGACGGUGAUGGAGAGCUCAUCAGGUGUCCCUGUGAUGCCCGCAGACUCCAAUCGCUCCAGUAUAACAGCCCCGCCCCAUCUGCUUGCUGUAGGGUGAUACCAUCCGUAACAUUUUCUCUUGUCUGCGCUGGGUUACCUGUCCGUUGUGAAUGCCUGGGUUGGUGUUUAGUAUUUGAGACCCUCUGUAACCAUCCCUGUGCCCUAUGUCUUACUACCCUUGGUAGGUGUCAGACUUGCACUAUUUUCUUUUUCUUUUUAAUAAUUAAAAAGACAAAAAAGGUGACAUGUUCGGCACCAUAGAAGCCUCUGACCCAAAGCAGAUGCAGCACCAGGGCUGCGGAGGUGGAGGGCCUUCGGAUUGAGCUCUCCCCACCCCCACGGGGCUCCCCGUCAUGCUGAGCAGAGAGCCCGACAGCAAACAAGACGCGAUCGGAGAGCUGGGGGCAGCCGCCGGACAGAGCCCCUCCAAGACCCUCCCCAGGAAAUUGUUGUGCCGUGUAUGUACAGUUUCAGAGGCCCCCCCCCCUUGGGCUGGUUUUUUUAUGAGUUUAGAUUCAAACACUGCUCCUGCCUCCCUUCAUGCAAGCAACUCAAAAGUAUUUAAAAUAAAGUUUACAUGAUAGCUA